AUGCCAAUUCCAAUCAGCACAAUUACCAGCUUCCGCACAACCUUCAACCCCUUCACAGCAGCCUCGCGGCCCUGCCGGCUCUUUCUCACGCUGCUGCGCACACCGACCACCGUGCCAACGAGCAGCCCGACCCACAUCGAUAUCAAGGUGACGCAGUUGCCGCGGAACUCGACACAGCCGCCCGUCAUGACGGUGGGCUUCAAGGGCGGCAAGGAGCUUACUCUGGAAGUUGGAAAGCGCGGGCUGAAGAUUGGGGAUGUUGUGGAGGAGGUUUCGCGCGUUGGGCGUGCCCUGGAACGCGAGGCUAGUUUGAAGGGUUGA
This is a messenger RNA of Penicillium cinerascens, 321 nucleotides long. Its product is annotated as mitochondrial 54S ribosomal mL53 protein. The transcript has a single exon. The record is from RefSeq and is a predicted model, not a curated record. NCBI's taxonomy places the organism in Eukaryota, Fungi, Ascomycota, Eurotiomycetes, Eurotiales, Aspergillaceae. Bases 1 to 321 code for a protein of 106 amino acids.